AAAAAUGCUCCGUAGCUCGAAUAACUGAUCCCUCUCUGUGAUCCUCUCUCUCUCUCUCUGUGGCCCAAUCUCACCUCUCAUCCUUCUCUCUGAUUCGAUUUCACCGGAGAGGAAAAGCGAUCUAUGGCUGUGAGGAACCACGAUCUAUGGCUGUGUCAACAUAUUUGGAUUUUGAUUUUAGAUUUGGGUUUUGAUUUUAGAUUUUGGGUUUAAGUGAGAGAAAAAGAUGAGUUUGCUUUAUAUGGUGGCUAUAAUUAAAAACUGGGUUUAAUGAAGUGGUAUUGCUCUGUACAAAUUCCUCCAAAAUCUUCUUCGUUCCAGAAAUCUCUUUUGCGCUCCAAGCUUGAUUGCAGAAUUCUAUGUCCCUUCUUGCCUUCUAUUCAACAUUUGUUUUGUCUUUUCACAAAUCCUAGACAUUGGAAGCUUCUGUGCAUCAAGAAGACAGAGUUCCCAGGCAUUUUUGAGCAAAGAAGUAACAACCAAUCUCACAAUUGGGGCUAUGUUAUCUUUGCUCUUAUGGGGUGAACAGGUUGGUUUGUCGGCACUGAAAUAAUUCGAGGACUUGAUUGAUAGUUAGACCGUCUUUUUGGUAACAAUGCUUCGAGUUGGCAGAGCAGUAUUCCCAUUGCAUAGACAGAUGCAUACACUAUCCCGUGACGAUCCUAGCGAAACCCUAAAGAGGAAGGUUGCUGAGUUGGAGAAGAUGAGGAAAAUGAAGAACCCUAGGAAAAAUCAGUUAUUUGUACAAGUUCCGGAGCCAAAAACAUUCCUUGACACAGCGACUAUGCCGAUGAUUCUCACUGCUGUCGGAGUUGCACUCUUUGCGAAACUCCUGAUGAUGUAUGAUGAAUCCAAAUCCCAAGAGAUGAUUGAGCGCAAAAUAGAGCAUGCUCCUGCUGGACAAGGCACAGUUAGGAUGCUUACUCGUGAGGAGUGGGAGGAAAUUAAAGAAGUGAGGCCAAGGACUCCGUUUGAAUCAAAGCUCGCUUGUCCAAAUGCACGAAUAAGAACUGGAGAACAAUUACACAAGGAUGAUUUGAAGGAUUGGACUAUUGAUGUGCUCACAGAUGCACUAACUCGUGCCGAAGAAACUGUCAGACACAGGCCCAAGUGAAUUCGUUUAAAAAUAGGUAUAUUUACUUGUUUUAUUAUUGUACAUGAUUGCUUGGUAGGCUUUGAAAAUCUUCGAAGUUGUUGAUGCUUGACGUUCAUGUUCCUGCUGCAAAUGGCAAAACAAAUGCAACUGCAAUGCUAUGUAGCCUCCAAUUAUAAACCAUUUGCAGCUGCCAAGUUUUGCAGUGUCACCUUCUUACGGCCGUGUGCAAGUUGUAUUUUUUGUUCGUUGUUCACCCUAGUGUUCCAGACUCACCUAAUAAUUUGUUGUGUCCGAGAAGUUAUAUGAUAUUCUUGGAAUCUUAUGUGCC
This is a messenger RNA of Camellia sinensis, 1424 nucleotides long. Lineage: Eukaryota; Viridiplantae; Streptophyta; Magnoliopsida; Ericales; Theaceae. The record is from RefSeq and is a predicted model, not a curated record.